Molecule: messenger RNA, 1043 nt
Organism: Abrus precatorius (Indian licorice)
Lineage: Eukaryota; Viridiplantae; Streptophyta; Magnoliopsida; Fabales; Fabaceae
Exons: 3
Coding region: 34-717 (227 amino acids)
Source: RefSeq, a predicted model, not a curated record
GGAUUACACUGAAUUGGAUUGAAGCAGCGUAGGAUGGCGAUUUUGCCUUCUCUUGCAGUUCCUUCAACUCCCAAGUUUCGGGUUAAGCUGUUUCAAUGCCAACCCUGUCAAUUCCAUAGAUGCUCUGAAAUAUCUAUGCCCCAUCGAACAUGUUAUAGUCGAACCAGAUCAAUUAAAGUAUCAAUGGCUGACCAUAACGAACCUAAUGAGGUUAAGAUGCAGAUUGGGAUCAUGAGGGAGAAACUCAAGGAAGCAAUGCCAAUCUCAGUUCAAGAAUUUCCUUGGACAAAAGCUGAGCGUGUUCUUCUAGAUAGGUUCCUUAAUCUUGCACAAGAGGCAGUGAAAUGGUCUCUCAUUUUAUUUUUCUUCUUUAGCUCUUUAUCAGACAUAGUAUAUACAUUCUCCAGAAAUUGUGAAUUGAUAAUCCCUGUUGGCCUCUUUGUUGGCUGUGUUAUGGCUGAUUUCUUGAAGGAGAUAUCACAAGAAUUGUUUCAAAGAUAUGAGGGAAAGGAUUUGAAAUGGCAUCUUCUUGGCAUGUAUUGCCUUUUUGUGUUUGUCAAGUUUAUGUCCACAUGGUUUGCAGUACUACCACACGUGUUUCUUUUGCAUGUUGCAAAUGGUGGACUGAUGCAGGUUUUGUGGUAUUGGAGAAAUUUUAUGGAAGAUGCAAAGAACAAACAGGAAACAAGCACUUCCUCUGGUUUGGAGGCUUCAUGAUAGAUGGAUGGAUAGGUUUUAAGUUUUUUGGCUCAUCUUUGUGAGCAGAUUGGGUUGUAUUUUGGUAUAAAUAUCUGGCCGACAUAAUCUUGCAAUCUUUCCGCCAGUUUCUCUUAUCAUUCCUGAAUUUCGUCCAGCAGCAACUAACCACUCUCAAUCAUAUUGCCCAUUGUUAAGUGGUUAUUUUUUUCUGCUUCUUAAGGUGGAUGCAGCACAGUGUAGGAGCAAGUUUUAAGUAUCAUGUAACAAUAGAUAAACAGUGACUUAUUCUGUUAUGUUUAUGGGCAUUACCAUUUAACUAUCAAGAAAUAUUUUUCUUUUUGCGU